Messenger RNA from Tripterygium wilfordii, 1336 nucleotides. Its product is annotated as probable mannitol dehydrogenase. Gene Ontology annotation, molecular function: cinnamyl-alcohol dehydrogenase activity; zinc ion binding. The coding region runs from base 90 to 1178 and encodes 362 amino acids. The transcript is spliced from 5 exons. Gene Ontology annotation, biological process: lignin biosynthetic process. Lineage: Eukaryota; Viridiplantae; Streptophyta; Magnoliopsida; Celastrales; Celastraceae. The record is from RefSeq and is a predicted model, not a curated record.
GGAAAUCAGCUCAAGCAGUCAGCUCCACUGCGAAAUUAUUUUCCUUCGUUUCUGUCGGUGGUUACACCAUCUCUGUGAGAGAGUAGGAAAUGGAUAAGUCACCAGAAACACGACACCCAGUCCCUGCAUUCGGGUGGGCAGCUAGAGACCCAUCUGGACAACUUUCUCCUUUCAACUUCUCUAGAAGGGAGACUGGUGAGGACGAUGUGAGAUUCAAGGUUUCGUAUUGUGGGAUUUGUCACACUGAUCUACAUUGCAUCAAGAAUGAAUGGGGUUCCGCCAAUUACCCUCUUAUUCCUGGCCAUGAGAUUACUGGAGUGGUGACAGAAGUGGGGAGCAAGGUGAAGAAAGUUAAAGUGGGAGAUAAGGUGGGAGUAGGGUGCCUAGUUCGAUCAUGUCGAACAUGCGAGCACUGUGCCAAUGACUAUGAAAAUUACUGCCCUAAGCCGGUAUUUACCUACGAUGCUCCGGAUUAUGAUGGGACGGUCACAUAUGGUGGCUACUCGGAUUACAUGGUUGCCAAUGAGCACUUCAUUAUUAAGUUCCCGGACAACAUGCCGCUUGAUGCCGGUGCUCCCCUGCUGUGUGCUGGAAUCACAGUUUACAGUCCCUUGAAAUAUUUUGGGCUAGACGUACCGGGUACACAUAUUGCUGUCGCUGGCCUGGGUGGGCUUGGUCAUGUUGCUGUUAAGUUUGCAAAGGCUUUUGGCGCAAAAGUGACAGUGAUUAGUACCUCUCCUAAGAAGAAACAAGAGGCUUUGGAGCAUCUUGGUGCAGACUACUUCUUGGUUAGCAGUGAUCAAGACCAAUUGAAGGCUGCUAAGGGUACAAUGGACGGUAUCAUCGACACCAUUUCCGCACCUCACUCUAUUGUGUCACUGACUGGACUGUUGAAGCCUCAUGGAAAACUUGUCCUGGUUGGUCUACCAGAGAAGCCGCUUGAGUUGCCUGCAUUUGCUGUGGUCCCGGGGAGGAAGACAUUAGCUGGGAGCAACAUUGGAGGGUUGAAGGAGACACAAGAGAUGUUGGACUUUGCGGCAAAGCACAAUAUAACAUCAGACAUUGAAGUUAUUCCAAUCGAUUAUGUGAACACUGCGAUGGAGCGCCUCGCAAAAGGAGAUGUUAGAUAUCGAUUCGUUAUCGACAUUGGGAACACCUUGGCUGCUACCAAACCUUGAUGAGACUAGUUAUCAACCUUAUGUUUUCAGAAUGCCUAUAUGUAUUCUAUGGUUCUAUUUGCUGCGUCUGUUUUCUGAAUGCUAUGUAUUACAAUAGUACUAUUUGGUGUGCCUGUUGUUUGAAUGCUAUGGCAUUAUUAUGGUACCAUUAAGGAGUU